AUGCCUCUAGACUUCAGCUACCUCAGUUUUCAGAAAGCCAGAGAUCGUGACCGGGAGUACUGGCGCAUGCGUCUCACUCUCUAUAGUGUCCGCAAAGACUUGUUGAAUCUGCGGGUGAGAAGUUGGGGGCCCCAGAAGAGGCCAUACGACGACGAGGAUCGCCAGACAAUCAUAAACCGUGUCGCUGUGUGA
Molecule: messenger RNA, 192 nt
Organism: Penicillium concentricum
Lineage: Eukaryota; Fungi; Ascomycota; Eurotiomycetes; Eurotiales; Aspergillaceae
Exons: 2
Coding region: 1-192 (63 amino acids)
Source: RefSeq, a predicted model, not a curated record